AACGCUCGAUUAAGUGAGCUAAAUAGUCGGUGCGCAGUGGCUACCAAAAUUCUAUAAAGCCCAGUGCCCAGCACGUUCAUCUUCCAAAUAUCACAAUAAAGUUGCGUAAAGCUGUUGGUCGUGUGCUAAUUCUAACUCUACAAGAUGUCCCGAAUAUGCGGUCUGCUUUUAAUAAUUUGCACAUGCAGCACGUUGGCGGAGGAUAUUUUAAUGGCCACCUUGGGCGGCACCAAAUCGCACAAAAUACCCUUUUGGGAACUAGCCAGAGGAUUAAUAGCCAGAGGUCACAACAUUACUUUCCUAAAUGCGUUUCCGCCAGACUUUCAUCUGGAGGGCUUGCAUGAGGUCACACCAGCAGGUCUGGUUGAAUACGUACAGAACUAUACGAAUUGGGAUCUUCUUGGAUCCCGCAUGGCAGGUGAAAUGCCCAUUAAGCCCUGGGACGGCUUGCGAUAUGCAUUUGAGUCGUGUGACGCCAUGCUUGCAGAUGCUGAGACCAAGGAGCUGUUGAACCGCAACUUUGAUCUGGCCAUACUGGAUGGUGCAUUUCCCGAGUGUGUGCUUGGCAUGUUUUAUCAGAAAAGGACACCUUUCAUGUAUAUCAAUACCGUCGGCUUUUACAUGGGCAGCUUGUCGCUGGCCGGGAAUCCCGCCAGCUAUGCCAUCACACCAAACUUUUAUUCCAAAUACACUGAUACAAUGACCCUCUAUGAACGAUCCGUCAACACGUUCAUGCAGCUUGGCCAGAAUGUUUUACAUAGUUACGUCAUGCGGCGCACUCAUCAAGUGUUGCGCGAUCAUUUGGGCCCACAGAUUCCCCACCCAUACGAUAUGUCCCGCAAUGUGAGUUUCAUAUUGCAAAAUGGACAUGCUGUUGUGUCCUAUCCGCGCGCCUUUAAUCCAAACGUUGCUGAAGUGGCUUGCAUUCAUUGUAAGCCUGCACGCGCGCUGCCAAAGGAUCUCGAGGACUUUGUGGCGUCUUCAGGAGAAUCGGGCUUUAUUUACGUAUCGAUGGGAUCGUCUGUGAAGGCCUCAAAUAUGCCAGAGACGUUGAGGCGCAUGUUGGUCAAAACAUUUGCACGUCUGCCUUUUCACGUGCUGUGGAAGUACGAGGGCAGCGCAGCAGACAUGCAGGAUCUGACUUCAAACGUCAAGUUGUCGCGUUGGUUACCACAACAGGAUAUAUUAGGUCAUCGUAAACUGCGCGCUUUCGUAACGCACGGAGGUCUGCUGAGCAUGUUCGAGACGGUCUACCAUGGUGUGCCGGUGGUAACCAUGCCAGUGUUUUGCGAUCAUGAUGUCAAUUCGGCCAAAGCUGAGGUUGAUGGCUACGCACUAAAGCUGGACUUGGAAACGCUAACUACUAAUCAGCUGUACAAGGCCAUUAUGAAGGUUGUCCAUGACCCUCAAUACAGAAAUGCGGCCAGGUACCGCCAGAAUUUGCUGAAAGAUCAGCGCUCGACAGCUCUGGAUACGGCAAUUUAUUGGACAGAGUAUGUGCUACGUCACAAGGGUGCUUAUCAUUUACAGUCGCCGGCACGCAACAUGAGUUGGUGGCAGUAUUAUCUGCUGGACGUUGUGGCCGUCUAUCUGCUGGCACUAUGCGCUAUCAUCUUCCUGCUAAAACGUCUAGACUUUCGAUCGGAAAAACCCCGCAGCAUACAUGUGCCCGCCUCGCCUACGGCUACAAAGAAGAAAUCGAAGAAACUGUGAACAUUUUUGGCCCUCUUACUAUAGUCCCCUUAAAUUAGUUAUAGUACAGCUUCAAAUUGAACUUAUUCCGGGUUUUUUGUGAUUGUCCAGUCUGUUUGUUCAGAAAAAAUAUUUCGACUUUUUCUCUCAUGGAAAAAGUGCUUUGUAUAUAUUUUCUUUAUUUAUAAUUACUGCGCGUACAAUUAAUAUACGUAUCCUAGUAA
Scaptodrosophila lebanonensis is the source of this 1916-nucleotide messenger RNA. RefSeq names its product UDP-glucuronosyltransferase 2C1 (gene Ugt50B3). NCBI's taxonomy places the organism in Eukaryota, Metazoa, Arthropoda, Insecta, Diptera, Drosophilidae. The transcript is spliced from 7 exons. The record is from RefSeq and is a predicted model, not a curated record. Gene Ontology annotation, molecular function: UDP-glycosyltransferase activity. The coding region runs from base 145 to 1713 and encodes 522 amino acids.